Fomitiporia mediterranea MF3/22 is the source of this 937-nucleotide messenger RNA. RefSeq lists its product as uncharacterized. Lineage: Eukaryota; Fungi; Basidiomycota; Agaricomycetes; Hymenochaetales; Hymenochaetaceae. The transcript is spliced from 4 exons. Bases 15 to 728 code for a protein of 237 amino acids. The record is from RefSeq and is a predicted model, not a curated record.
GCCUCUUCUUCGCCAUGAAGCUCCUGCUUGCGUCUCUGUCAAUCGCUGCUGUCUGUUCUGCUGUCCAUGGUUAUACUUAUGGACUCGGAAAAAGCUGGGUUAUCGGCCAAGGCUCGACGUCCAGCAUCUCAAAAGUCACCACGACAUUCAAUCCCGGCACCCCGCCUUCAGACCAAGCUGGCGAGUUGAUCCUGUAUCCAGCAAUGUCUAAUGGAACUGGUGAUAUUCUGAUGACGUCAGUCGAAUCAUGGUCCGACCAAUCCUGGUGUGGAGCUACACUGGGUCAAUGGUGCAUACGUCCCCAGGUGUUCAGUGACCGUCAAUCGAACUUCGGCCCAUUUGUCCCCCUCGAUGCGAACACGCCAGUCACCUUUGUUUUUGAGCGCAACGCUGACAAGUCCGGUUGGACACAGAGUUCCAUAAUCAAUGGCGAGACCGUCACUCAGAUUUCAUGGUCUUCUGGACCCAUGACGAUGUUCGGUGUGACCACGGAGUGCGACGAUUUCUGCGCUAUGACUAUCUCACAGCAAACUUAUACAAAUACCGUCAUCGAGCUUGAAGAGGCCGAUUCGUCUUGGAACUCCACCGCGGUCGUUGGGUCACAGGUCUAUGGCGACGGUACAGACAAUGUCACAGGACAGAAACCAACCGCGGUUACCGGAAUGUCUAUCAGCGAAGGCGGAAGAGUCUGGUCUGUUGAUCAGAUUAUGAUUCCACCACUCAACUAGGCGGCCCGGGGGGAACUUUAUAUUUGUUUUGCAGAGCUGGAAUCUGGUCUUGGUGAUUCAAGUGACUUGUAUGAUUCAUUCACUGUGAAGAUGUACUGAUUGUGAUUGAGAGAAACGCCUGAUGUAAAUGUAGACCUGGAACUUAGUUGUCUUUGACAUGUGUGACCGUCCCGGCAAUGAUCUCGAAGCCAGCUUUCUGUAUAUUCCGC